CUCUUUCUCUCCUCCUCCUCCUCUUCUUCUCUUUCUUUCUGCCACAGCCACCCCCACCCCCCAACUCUCGGGCCGCUCUCGGGCCUCGACAAAGUUGCAAUAGCUGCCGCCCCUUUGCAGCCUGUUCGCAAGGCAGGGAAAAGGGGUGGUGGCGGGGUGGGGAGAAUCAGGACUUUGCAAAUACCCUGAGAGCGAGCCGAGAGCGAGCGAGAGCGACUGAGAGCUUCAUCGUCCGACAGACAAAGACUUUGCAAAAGGCAAACAGCACCCCCUCUCCGCCCCCAAAUUGCUGUUCCGUUGCCCUGCCUUGCCGGCGGGGCCGGGGCUGCCGCAGCCGCCGCUCCCCAUAUUGCACUGCAGCGCCCCCGCCCCCUCUCUCCUUCUCUCCCUCUCCCCCAGCUUCUUCCUCGGCCGCUCCGGGGCACGAGCUGAAAGUUUCUCUGCGGGCGAGAGUGGAAGCGCCGAGCCUGGAGUGAGCAGCAGUCGGAAGAGUAGCCGGCGACCGAGAUGGCUGGAGAGCUGAGCAUCGGCCCAGAGCUGCCCACCAGCCCGCUGGCCAUGGAGUACGUGAAUGACUUCGACCUCAUGAAGUUUGAUGUGAAAAAGGAGCCCCUAAGCCGGGCGGAGCGCCCUGGACGUCACUGCACUCGCCUGCAGCCCGCAGGGUCGGUGUCGUCCACCCCCAUCAGCACUCCCUGCAGCUCUGUGCCCUCUUCGCCCAGCUUCAGCCCCACGGAGCAGAAGACGCACCUGGAAGAUCUGUACUGGAUGGCCAACAGCUACCAGCAGAUGAACCCGGAGGCUCUCAACCUGACCCCAGAGGAUGCGGUGGAGGCGCUGAUUGGCUCUCACCAGGUCCCCCAGCAGCUGCAGGGCUUCGAGAACUUCCGGGCCCACCACCACCACCAUCACCAACAUCAGCACCACCACCACCAAUACCCCGGAGUCAGCCACGAUGACCUGGCCAACGGAGGGCACCCCCACCACCACCACCAUCACCAUCAAGCGUCUCCCACCCCUUCGACCUCCUCCACCUCAUCCCAGCAGCUGCCCAAUAACCACCCGGCGGCGCACCCAGCCUCUAGCAGCGUGGAAGACCGCUUCUCGGACGACCAGUUGGUGUCCAUGUCGGUAAGGGAGCUGAACCGGCACCUGCGAGGCUUCACCAAGGACGAGGUGAUCCGCCUCAAGCAGAAGAGGAGGACCUUGAAGAACAGGGGCUACGCCCAGUCCUGCAGGUAUAAACGAGUCCAGCAGAAACACCACCUGGAAAACGAGAAGACCCAACUCAUCCAGCAGGUGGAACAGCUCAAGCAGGAGGUGUCCCGGCUGGCCCGCGAGAGAGAUGCUUACAAGCUGAAAUGCGAGAAACUUGCCAGCAAUGGCUUCAGGGAGGCCGGCUCCACCAGCGACAAUCCCUCCUCUCCAGAGUUCUUCAUAACUCUGUGGACUGAGAGAAGGGACAUUGACCAAGACAUCCCUAAGAGUCCGCCCGCUGGCGAGGAAAGAAAGGAAGGAAGGACCUUGCGAAUGAGCAGCCAGCGCCUCGCGCAGGACUUAACCUGCUGCUCAGGAUGGAAAAUGCAAGAGGAGGGGAGAGAGACAGUGUGUGUAAAGUGUUCAUAUGAUGCCUCCUUUGAGACCUAGUGACCGAGGACUCAGAUGGGACGGUCAAUGCGAAAUAUCAUAAGUUUUGCCUGCUUGAUUAUAUAGAAAAAAAAAACACGAAAAUCUGCAUCAAAAAUAUUAAUCCUGCAUGCUGGACAUGUAUGGUAAUAACUUCUAUUUUGUACCAUUUUCCUGUUUAACUUUAGCAUGUUGUUGAUCACGGAUCAUCGCUUUUGGUUUAUUUCUCUGGGUAAGAAGGUGUCGCAGUUCUAACCCUUGGACUGCUGGGCGGGCAGUGAUUUUUUCUGUUCUGGUUGUUAGCUUGUAAAUAUCUGCCCCCAGGAAACCGCACAGAGGCGGCUCAGCAGGCUGGCAGGCUGUGUCUGGGUUUGGUGUUUUUUUUUUUUUUUUUUUUAAGUAAAGAAAUAAAGUUACGGGCAUUUGCAUCUGCAUUCAGAAAGCAACUUUUUUUUUUUUUUUAAAUAUGGGGCGCACUUUGGAGUUGUGUUUUCUUUUCUAUACCCCCACCCACCCCCCUGUAGUUUUCAUUUUGGUUUUUCUUUGUUGGGGACAGAGUGAGAGCUGCUCGAGGUCACAGAGGGAAACAAACCAGGGGAAGGGGGUGGCGGUGGAAGGAGAGCUAUCCCUUGGCAAUGGAUUCUGGCGGCUCCAGAAUUUAAAGAGGUAGAGACAGUUAGUGUCUGCCUGGAGUGCGCAGCCUGGGGAAGAGAGAAGGGUAGCUUCACAUAUAGACAUUUUUUCACCCCUUUAUAUCUGAAAUGUUACACACUCAGGAAAUAGAAGAGAGGAAAAAAAAAAAAAAAGAUCUACAAUGAUUGUCUUGUUUGCUUUUCCAUUGUAACCAAAACCUCUUCUUGGGUCUCUCUCUCUCUCUCUCUCUCUC
Molecule: messenger RNA, 2512 nt
Organism: Gracilinanus agilis (Agile Gracile Mouse Opossum)
Lineage: Eukaryota; Metazoa; Chordata; Mammalia; Didelphimorphia; Didelphidae
Gene: MAFB
Product: MAF bZIP transcription factor B
Exons: 2
Coding region: 508-1647 (379 amino acids)
Biological process (GO): regulation of transcription by RNA polymerase II; regulation of myeloid cell differentiation
Cellular component (GO): nucleus
Molecular function (GO): RNA polymerase II cis-regulatory region sequence-specific DNA binding; DNA-binding transcription factor activity, RNA polymerase II-specific
Source: RefSeq, a predicted model, not a curated record